This is a messenger RNA of Malaya genurostris, 2641 nucleotides long. RefSeq names its product nuclear protein localization protein 4 homolog (gene Npl4). Gene Ontology annotation, biological process: ubiquitin-dependent protein catabolic process. NCBI's taxonomy places the organism in Eukaryota, Metazoa, Arthropoda, Insecta, Diptera, Culicidae. The record is from RefSeq and is a predicted model, not a curated record. Gene Ontology annotation, molecular function: ubiquitin protein ligase binding; ubiquitin binding. The transcript has 10 exons. Gene Ontology annotation, cellular component: nucleus. Bases 242 to 2149 code for a protein of 635 amino acids.
GUCAGUUGCAUUUGCUUUUGUUGGUAAUUUUUUCGCAACCUCACAGCAGCAGUUAAAUUUCAGUUCGGUAGUGCAUUCGUGAAAUCGGGUUUACGUGAGUGUAAUUCUCCAUUGCGUCCGCUAGUGAUUGUAGUACGUCGUUCACGGGCAGGUGCAACCAACAUUACUUACAUAAGUCUGCUGGAUCUCUAAACUGUGGCAGGGGAACCGACGGAUUGUGUGACCAGCUAGACUGACAAAAAUGUCCAAAGCAAGCAAAAUUGUACUCCGGAUUCAAUCCGCUGAAGGUACAAAGCGAGUGGAAAUCGCCGAAAAUGGAUCCCUGCGGGAGCUAUACGACCUCGUCCACAGUAGCCUUCCCAAUAGUGACGGGUUUGCUUUAUAUAAGGAACGAAACUGCAGCAAAGAGCUCGUAUCCAGUCGAUCUAAAACGUUGAAAGAAAACGGCCUAAAACAUGGCGAUAUGAUUUAUCUAAAGGACAUCUCAGGACCUUCGACCUCUAAGGGACAUGAAAGAAGUUCCUCUACAGCUUCAGUUUCGUCAACGGGCAGUUUCUCGAUGAUUGGAGUAGCUGGAUCAAGUCGUGAACCAACUCCCGGCACUAGCUCAGGUCCCGUCGGAACAGGAAUUUCCAAUGGUGAAGAUUCCGUUGAUGUUGAAUUAUACAAACUAGAUGGACGAAUUCAAAGGAAACGAGAUGAAAAACUAUGCCGUCAUAACUCGAAUGGUUGCUGUGUCCAUUGUUCCCCGCUGGAACCAUGGGACGAAUCCUACCUCAAAGAGCAAAAAAUUAAACACUACUCAUUUCACACGUACUUGAAAAAGCUCACGUCCGGUGUCGAUCGCGGUAAGUUUGUGGCUAUGGAAGAUUUAAACUGCAAGAUAAAAACCGGAUGCCGUGAUCAUCCACCGUGGCCCAAGGGUAUUUGCUCCAAGUGCCAACCGUCGGCAAUCACGCUAAAUCGGCAAAUCUAUCGGCAUGUUGACAAUGUGAUGUUCGAAAAUACGGGAAUCGUCGAGCGAUUCUUGAAUUACUGGCGCACCACAGGCCAUCAGCGUAUUGGGAUGCUUUUCGGCACCUACGAAAUCCAUCCGGACGUUCCGCUGGGCAUUCGGGCUCGUGUAGCAGCAAUCUACGAGCCGCCCCAGGAAAGUAAUCGCGACUCGAUUCGACUGUUGGAUGACGAGCAUGAGAUCGAGGUGGAUGAGUUGGCCCAACAGUUGGGAUUGCGUCGUGUCGGGUGGAUUUUCACUGAUUUGCUAGCGGAGAAUGCUGCCGCUGGGACGGUCAAGCAUGUCCGUAACAUCAAGACACAUUUUCUGACGGCACAUGAGUGCAUAUUGGCUGGACACUUGCAGAAUAAGUAUCCCAACCGUUGCAAAUAUGCGUCCAAUGGGUACUUUGGUUCGAAAUUUACUACGGUUUGUGUCACUGGUGACGACAAAAAGCAAGUGCACAUGGAAGGCUAUGCGGUUUCGGCACAGUGCAUGGCGCUGGUCCGCGAUAAUUGUCUCAUUCCUACGAAAGACGCAUCCGAACUGGGCUACAUUCGCGAAUCAACGGACAAGCAGUAUGUUCCGGAUGUCUACUACAAGGAAAAAGACGUCUACGGCAAUGAAGUUCAACGCCUGGGGCGACCACUGCCGGUGGAGUACCUGCUGGUUGAUGUGCCCGCUUCAACCCCAAUGGUACCGCUGUACACAUUCCACGAGCGAAAGGAUGUCAGUCAGUACUUCCCGGUUGAAAAUCGGCUCAUCGAUGGCCACAUUCAGGACUUUGCGGCCCUGAGCGAUUAUCUGGGCAGAUCACGAUCAAUGGAUUUUUUGGAAACUAUGUCUGACUUUCACCUGUUGCUUUAUCUGUAUCGCAUGGAUAUGUUACCGAUGAAGUCGCAGAUGGGUCCCCUGUUGGAAGCGGUUCGGGAUAAGGAUAAAACUGUUGCCAACGAAUGGAAAAAUCAGGAAGUGUGGCGAACCUUGGAGCAGCUGAUUUCGGCCACUUCACACCAUGAUGACUCCAGCAUGAGCAAUGACGUAGAAUUCGUGUCCGCCGGGGAAGCAGAACAGAACUGGACUUGCUCUCACUGUACGUUCAUCAACAGUCGGGAACUGCCGACGUGUGAAAUGUGCAAUCUUCCCAGGGUCUAAACUACUAAAGACACGUACUAAAGGCUGCCGAAUAAAACAUAGCAAACAGCAUAAUCACUUUGGAUAUCGCAGAUUUGUAUAUUGCCAAUAUGUACUAAAACAAUUUUAAAUUUGUGGAACAUCUUCACAAAAGCAAAAAAGUAGAUCCGCUUGUCGAGAAGCCACCUGAAUGGCGUUGGAAAUAUAUAUUACAUGGGUGAAAUUAGCAUAUUAAAUCAUAUUUUUCCUUUCAUUUUGGUGGAAAACAAAUUGCUUUCAUUUGUCUGGCUGUCAAGUCUCGUAGAGCCGGUUCGAAGCCAUUGCAAUGUAGUAGCUCGCUAUACGAAAUCAAUACACUUUCUUUUCAAAAAUCAUUCAUUUACAUUUGGUUCUUAAAACCCGCUUCAAUUCAAAGGAAAAGCUGAAUUAAGAAUACAAGCGUUAAUUCUGUGAAAUGCUAACAUGUAAGUAAUAAUUUAUUUCAAAAUUGGUAAUAAAAUCUGAUUGAAGCUA